This is a messenger RNA of Enterospora canceri, 158 nucleotides long. NCBI's taxonomy places the organism in Eukaryota, Fungi, Microsporidia, Enterocytozoonidae. The record is from the annotation of a GenBank genome assembly.
AUGUACGAAGAGCUCAUUGCAUUUCUGUUGGGGAAGAAAGAGGACUUCACUGACGAGGAUUUGAACGAGUUUCUGAGGCUGCUUGCUGAGACACUUUCAGUGGCACCGGAGUACGAGAUGUUUGAGAAGCAGGCGAUUGUGGAGAGCAUGAUGGAUCG